AUGGUCCCUGAGAUUGCGGAACGCUAUCAACUACAUAGCCUUGGUAGCCGAAUCCUGUCCGAGAUUGAGAGCCAAACCACAUCCUGUAUACCGCCCCCAAGGCCAGGAAAUAAACGGAAGCGAAUGGGAAAUAGGACGACUGCUGCCAGUGCCAGUGUUCCGCGCCAGAUGGAAGACGCCCCAUCUCCCAACGAUUCGUGCACUUCUAAACGCGUGCGGUUGAACCAGAGUUCGGCAUCGCGCGAGCAUGUGUCAACGCUGAUGACGCAUUCCAGACGCGAUGAGCGAAACGUCGACGAGCUUCCGGUUUCCAGCAGUCUGCGCCUGGGUCUCAAGAUAAUGGACCGCGCUACUCAAGUUCCCAAAAUACGCCUUACUGGCCUAUACAUCAAAACCACUUUGAUGCCAGAGCUCAUAGUCAUUUUGGAUCUCUUUCCCAGCCGAAUGUAUUGA
Molecule: messenger RNA, 453 nt
Organism: Penicilliopsis zonata CBS 506.65
Lineage: Eukaryota; Fungi; Ascomycota; Eurotiomycetes; Eurotiales; Aspergillaceae
Exons: 2
Coding region: 1-453 (150 amino acids)
Source: RefSeq, a predicted model, not a curated record